AUGUUAAUUGUGCAUUUAUUAGGGGUGAAUCGGUAUUUUACUCUUUAUUCAACUGAGUAUUUAGCGCUUGGUGGGGGAAAUCAUUUUGCAUUGUAUCUCGAUAGUGACUUAUUGAAUGGGUCAAGUUUGGCCUCAGAAACUUAUGGUAACUCUUGUUUGUCACACACCCAAGAAUUUGAAGUGAAGGAAAUUGAGCUGUGGGGGUUUGUAUAUGCUUCAAAGUAUGAAGAGGCGAUAUCAAUGUUGAGGACAGAAGCACCUGGGAUAUGUCGAUGGUUUAUACUGCCCCUGAUUCUGCCUGGUAUAAAAUGCCUAAGUCUACAAGGUGAGCUUUGUGGUUGGACAUGCUUUUACAUUGGUGUGGCUGCUGUUGCUUUUGGAUGCUCUUAUUAUCACCUCAAACCAAAUGAUGGUCACCUUGUUUGGGAUCGUUUUCCUGUAAGUUAUAUCAUUCCUCAUAUUUAA
This is a messenger RNA of Lactuca sativa (garden lettuce), 465 nucleotides long. RefSeq lists its product as uncharacterized. Lineage: Eukaryota; Viridiplantae; Streptophyta; Magnoliopsida; Asterales; Asteraceae. The record is from RefSeq and is a predicted model, not a curated record.